AUGCCGCACCUUCUACUGCAAAGACAAGCCACAUCAGGCCAAUCACGCAUCGACCCAACAAAGGAUCAACGCACAACCAUUAUAGUAGCCUGCGUCUACGCCGUUGCUAUCGUCAUCCUCUGGAACAUUCCGAUCCUCAACUAUCUCCUCUACCCAUUCAAGCUUCUCACGGUCGGCUUCCACGAAUUCUCCCAUGCCGCGGUUGGCCUAUGCACGGGUGCAAAGAUCGAGUCGAUCACACUGGAACCCAAUGAAGGAGGAGCAACACGUAUGCGAGGUGGUAUUCCCUGGCUCACCCUUCCCGCUGGCUACCUCGGGUCAUCUAUCAUCGGAGCAGCCCUGAUCGCAUGUGGUUUUGACGAGCGAGCCUCCAAAGUAGCCAGCAUCGUCGUUGGUGUUUUCUUUCUCUUCACUCUCUGGUGGGCGAGAAGGGAUUGGUUGACAUGGGUGCUCAUCCUAGCAAUGUGCGGCCUGUUCGUGCUAUUCUGGCUAGUAGCAGGUAGUAUCGCUUUGCGCUACUUUGUGUUGUUCAUUGGAGUGAUGAACUGUUUGUAUUCGGUAUGGGAUAUCUGCGAUGAUUUGAUCUUCAGGAAGGUCAACGAGUCAGAUGCUAGUGCGUUUAGUAAAGUUGUUGGUGGAGCACCACAGUUUUGGGGUGUGGUAUGGUUGUUGAUCUCAGUAGCGUUCUUCGGAGCAGGGAUCGUAGUGGGCAUCCUGGCCUUCAAGACACCCAUGGCGGAGCAGCAGGCGGAUAACUUCUUGGAUGUCAAUCUUAAGAGAUCGCUGCUUCUUUCUGACCAUGGCUUCUAA
Messenger RNA from Ustilago hordei, 810 nucleotides. RefSeq lists its product as uncharacterized. Bases 1 to 810 code for a protein of 269 amino acids. Lineage: Eukaryota; Fungi; Basidiomycota; Ustilaginomycetes; Ustilaginales; Ustilaginaceae. The record is from RefSeq and is a predicted model, not a curated record. The transcript has a single exon.